AACAUGGAACCUUGUAGAAGGAAGAUCAGCAUUCAUAAAAAACAUAAAGCAAAAUGCAUAUCUUGUUAAAUGGUCGCCUAGUGGUGAGAUAUACGUGGUGGCUAUAGCUAACAAAGUUGAUAUAUACGAUCUGGAAACGGCUUCUAUCUCUGGUACCAUUGCUACAGAAAAGAGGAUAUCUUCAAUAAAGUUUAUCACUGAUUCCAUACUUGCUAUUACAGGAGAUGAAGAAUUCGUACGAUUAUUUGAUUGUGAAUCUCAAAAAUGCCUUUGUGAAUUUAAAGCUCAUGAAAACAGAAUCAAAGCAUUGUACAAUUUCAAAAUGGAAGGGUUACACAUUCUAGUAACAGCAUCAAGCGAUGGCUACAUUAAGGCAUGGAAUCUGGAUAUUGAUAAGAUUGAGAAUGCUCCAUCAUUGCUAUGUGAGGUCAAUACUAAGGCCAGGCUUACCUGCUUAGCAGUAUGGCUCAAAAGAGAUUUUGAAGCAGAGCAGAUCCCCGUUGAAGCCACAACGUCUUCAUCUCAGGUACAUGAAGCUGAGCAGCCAUCACUUAAGAAAAAGAAAAUUUGUUGGACCGAUAGUAAUAAACCCUCAGAGGGAGAUGUCCAAAAACCCGUUCUAAAAAGAAAAUCAGGAAACAUGCAACAAAAGAAGUUACAGAGAUUAAAAUAAAUAUGUAGUCGUAAUCAUAUCUCAUACUAAAUAUAUAACAAGGAACCAAUGUGUUUUUCACUUUAAGACAUUUUUCAUUUUUAGUACAUUCUUAAGAAUAUUUUAUAUAUUAAUGUUUCUAGGAAAUAGCUAUUAUAUUUCUGCGAUAACAAUACCCAGAUCUUUUGACUUCUGUUUUUAAGUGUGAAAAUAUAAGUCUCAAAUAUUCUACAAUGUAUGUGAAAUUUCCUGUUCUAGUAUUAUUUAAGUUAAUUUCCAAGUUGCUAAUAUAUUUUGAUAUUUACACAUAUUUUCAGGUUUUCUUAGGUUUUUUCAUGGAGGCAUUAUUCAUAUAAGGAUUUUAAUUACCAGAGUAAAAAUGAAUA
This is a messenger RNA of Protobothrops mucrosquamatus (brown spotted pit viper), 1038 nucleotides long. RefSeq names its product p21-activated protein kinase-interacting protein 1-like. Lineage: Eukaryota; Metazoa; Chordata; Lepidosauria; Squamata; Viperidae. The annotation marks the transcript as partial. Gene Ontology annotation, molecular function: protein binding. The transcript has 6 exons. The record is from RefSeq and is a predicted model, not a curated record.